Herpailurus yagouaroundi (jaguarundi) is the source of this 1235-nucleotide messenger RNA. It is a transcript of the gene NDUFB9, whose product is annotated as NADH:ubiquinone oxidoreductase subunit B9. The transcript has 4 exons. The coding region runs from base 52 to 492 and encodes 146 amino acids. Gene Ontology annotation, cellular component: respiratory chain complex I. Gene Ontology annotation, biological process: mitochondrial electron transport, NADH to ubiquinone. The record is from RefSeq and is a predicted model, not a curated record. NCBI's taxonomy places the organism in Eukaryota, Metazoa, Chordata, Mammalia, Carnivora, Felidae.
GGCCUCCCGCUUCCCGGGAGUCCCCGCGGCCGCUGGAGGAAGCGGGCGGUCAUGGCGUUCUGCGCGCCGGGUGCCUACCUGACCCACCAGCAGAAGGUGUUGCGGCUUUAUAAGCGGGCGCUGCGCCACCUGGAGUCGUAUUGUGUCCACAGGGACAAAUACCGCUACUUUGCUUGUUUGCUGAGAGCUCGGUUUGAAGAACAUAAGAAUGAAAAGGAUAUGGUGAAGGCCACCCAACUGCUGAGGGAGGCAGAGGAAGAAUUCUGGCACAAUCAGCACCCUCAGCCGUACGUCUUCCCCGAGUCUCCAGGAGGGACCUCCUACGAGAGAUAUGAGUGCUACAAGGUUCCUGAGUGGUGCUUAGACGACUGGCAUCCAUCCGAGAAGGCGAUGUAUCCAGACUACUUUGCCAAGAGAGAGCAGUGGAAGAAGCUGCGGAGGGAGAGCUGGGAGCGGGAGCAAGCCAGGCGGUCUGGUGCAGACUGGAAGUGAGUGGUUACCGUUUGUCCGGUCGAGAGUGUCCCAAGACCAGAGGCUGUUCAAGUGAUUGUUCCGGUGGGAUCUAAGUGGAUAGAGGCGGCACGGAGACAGGAGGCUGGUGGAGAGAGAAGGGCAAGCUGGGUCAGGAGGUCUGUGAACCGGCCACCUCUUGAGUUUCAAGAGCAUCUUCAAAGGGACAUUUAAGCACGAGCCGUAGAGGGGCACUGUGUUUGUACAGUGGGAUAUCUGAUUCAUGAUUCGAAGGUCAUAUGGGUGCUUGUGAUAAGGUCCAGGAUGUUGACGGCAGGAAGUCCUUGGCCAAGGCGGAGUGGAAAGAAAGUCAUUUUGACCAGGGAGGGCAGUGUUUGCUAAGGGAUGUCUCCUCUUUGGGAAAGGGGGCAGGGGUGUAUUUACUCAUGGAGAGCAGUAGGUUCAUUCUGCAGUCAGUCACCGGUGACCCCUCCAUAGAAACGUUCUCCCUUUAUCUCGUCCGCCUGACAUGAUUAAACAGCACAUAUGCUGGAGACGCCGGUCGCCCACAAUCCAGAACUUUUUCUGAAGGAAGUUCCAGAAAAUCAUGGCUCUGGCGAGUGGGUCUCUUACAUGUCCUCUAUCAGGACAGGGAUAGUCUUGGAGGUCUCUGGAACCGGGGGGUGACUGGACAACAUCAGGCAGAAUGGAGCACGUUUUCACGUGUGAUUUCACUUUAUAUCUUGUUCUGGUUGCUACUUGGGGGGCUUUAAAAUGAACAUCUC